UUCUUUCUUUCUUUUCCUCCAGGGGACGAAAGAGGAGGCAGCGCCACGCCGAGGGCUCCGUCUCCCGUCUCCGCCCCUCUCCCGAGUUUGUUUGGGUCUUCUGCCGCUGCGUCCUGGUGUGGAGGAAGAUGGAAGGCUACAAACUCUUCCUGGCCUUCCUCGCGUCCGCGUUGCUGCUCGGCGUCCUCUCCGUCGUCUUCGCCCUGGUCUGGGUCCUUCACUACCGCGAGGGGCUCGCCUGGGACGGGGACUCGGCCGAGUUUAAUUGGCACCCGGUCCUCAUCAUCACGGGCUUCGUGUUCAUCCAAGGGAUCGGAAUUAUUGUAUACAGGUUACCAUGGACCUGGAAAUGCAGCAAAUUUUUGAUGAAAUUAAUCCAUGCGGGGUUACAUACCGUUGCUCUGACACUUGCUAUUAUUUCCCUGGUGGCUGUUUUUGAUUACCAUAAUGCUAAGAUGAUUCCUAACAUGUACAGUCUACACAGCUGGAUUGGAUUGACUGCUGUAAUUCUUUAUGCUCUACAGCUUGUUUUAGGCUUUGUGGUCUUCCUACUUCCCUUUGCCCCGACUUCUCUUCGGACAGCUGUUAUGCCAAUACACACAUAUUCAGGUCUUUUCAUCUUUGGAACAGUGAUUGCCACAGCCCUAAUGGGAAUUACAGAAAAACUUAUUUUUAGUCUGAGAACACCUUCCUAUAGCAAUUCCCCAGAAGAAGCUAUUUUUGUCAAUGUUCUGGGUGUCCUGAUUGUCGCCUAUGGGGCUGUAAUUUUGUGGAUGGCUACAAGGCCUCAUUGGAAGCGCCCACUCGAACACAUGUUCCAAACCCAUCAAAGAAUUGGAGAAGGAUUCGGUGAUGAUGACUGUCAUAGUUCAGAUUUGGAGUUCAACAGUGAAGGAGCCGCUAGGAAAAGAACCCCCAAAUCUGAUGAAGCUGAACAGAGAUCAACUAGUUAAGAAAGUAUAUAACAAAAUUUGCAAUGAAGAAAACUCACUCUCCCUAUUCUCUCCCAGCUCUUUGACACACUAUACUUCGCUUUAUUAAUAUUGUUAGAAUUUUCUGAAUAAAUGAGAAGAGUUAGUAAAGAGUUUAAUUUUAGAAGUAUCUAUGGUCAUAUGGUGCCACUAUGGUAACUUGCACUGUAUUUCUUGAUAAUUUUGGGGGGGGAAACACCUGAAAUUAUCACCAAGUCCACAUGAAAUGCUUUUUUAUUGAUAUUGACUGAUGGAAGAAGUACAAGAUGAACAGUUAGAUUUCAAAUAUUGGAAGAAAGGGAGGAAGACUCCAUUGAAUAAAAUGGCUAAAACCCUUGAUAUUUCUUUAAUGUUGUUCAAACUUGCUUCCAUAACACUAUGGGACUUCUGGCCAUCUUGGAAAGCUGAAUGAUUGAUUCCACAAUUCAUUUUUCUUCAUUUUCUCUUGACUUCUGAUGUUGCCUUCCUUUGGCACCGGAGAAGAACUGUGUGUUUUGCAGUUCAGUAUUAUGCUUCUGGUGGCCAGAAAGAGAAGGAAGGAAGAGGCAAAGCAGGUGGUUGUGUGGAUGAUAAUUUGAUUACCCUGUCUAGCUUCUUUUUUCACAUAGGUGCCAGCUUCUCAUAGAACACAUCAUCUGAUAGCACAGCAAUCUCAGAUGUUAUUGCUAUGAGGCAAUCAGUAUUGUUUUUGCACAACCACAUUUAAAUGAAUAUUAGCUUUAUAUAGUAACUAUAUUGGAGAUUCUAGACUUUUUCACUCCACCCUCAGUUUCUUCCAUCUCUUCUCCAUGAUUCUCCUUUUAGAGUGUCAGGUGACAUCAUUAAUCCUAAACCAGCCCUCCCUGUGACACUGCCAGCUAUAUGCCAAAUCUGUAGUGCUUCCAUUUUUCCAAGGACAUUUAACACAGGCUUAUUUAGAGGAUUCAUGGCAUUUUAUUUUUGCACUAAAUAACUUUAUUUAGAAAUUAUUGAAGCUAAAAAUGCCAUCUACGUUUACUUUUUAGCUUAACAAUAAAAACUACAUAGCUAGACCAGGGGUCAAACUCAAGGCCUGCGGGAUGGAUCUGGACCACUGGAUGCUUAGAUCUGGCCCAUGGGGCCACCCUGGAAAUAGGGAAGGACCAGCCUGUGGUGCUUCUGCCAGCUCUGUUUUCGCUGGCAGAGUGUUGCAGAAGGCCAUCACAGCCAAAAAUGGAGCCCGCAAGGGCUUUUUUUGCUGGCAAAGUGCUCGGGCCAGUACAGGCGCCCCCGACGUUGAGUUGGCCAUGUCUAUCCCGGUCCCCUGAGGUCAAGUACAACCCUCAUUCGGCCCUCAGUUAAAUUGAAUUUGACACCCCUGAGCUAGACCGUUGGAGGAACCCUUUAGCUAUUGUUAUAGAAGAUGUUACACAGAAUAAAAGAUAAAACUUAAUCUUAUUCUAGGCAAUAUUGAGAAAAUGUAUUCAGCACAUCCUUGAUUACAUUUUGAAAAAACUCUAAAUGUAUAUCUGGACAGUAUGGCAUGAAGUAUGUAAUUGGACUUCAGGGAAGCUAAUCCGAUUUUUGAGCUACCAUUGCAGCUCAUUUGGAGCAAAGAUCAAAACUACAGCAGCAAACAGAGCCUUUUUAAAAAGUAUUCUUUUCUCAAUACUUUUAACUUGACUUCCAAAAUUGCUUCGAAUUUGUAAUGUAAAUUAAAACAUUCAUUCUAGUGGCAUCUCAGAAAAUUAUUACUUCGUUUCUGAAAGAAAACGGGAAGAUAUUUCAUGUCAGUGUCCUUAUCCUGACAAGUCUGCUAUUGUGGACAGGGAAAGAAAGUGAGAAGUUAAAUCUGUCAACUUUCUGUGCCAGACAUUGUCUUUUCUAUCCUGAUUUGCUGCUGGUUGCAGUGUUAUUGUAAGCCAUUGUAAGAGCGAUUUUAGGAAACUUCCUCGCUUGCUUUACAGACAAGUUGGGAUUGCAACUUCCAAAAUGAAAGAUAAUGAGUUGAUAUCUCAAUAUUAAGUGAGAACUGCUGUACUGUAGAUGAUAAGGGCCACCCCAAACUUCUUCAUAGCCAUUUUCAAGAAUAACAGCUUUAAAGAAACCAAGGUUCUCAGCAUAUUAACCUGAAUGCUCAGUAGGGUAACGGUAGGUGUAAAACUUGGCAAACUCCAAUCUCUAGAGAAGACAGUGGAAAAGACGAAUGUACAUUAUGAUAGCCUUUAUAUUUUGAAUUUUUAAACAGCAGAAUUAUUGACACCAAAGAUUGUUUUAUGGAGUGUUUGUUUUUCGACCUUGGUAACUUCUAUGAUGUAUGGACUUCAUCUCAAAUUCCCCAGCCAGCAUGCCACACAUAUUAAAAUUGCCAAGGCUGAAAAACACCAGUCUUCUCUAUCAGUGGCUGUAUGUGAUCCACAUUUCUAAAAGAAUGCAUGCUGUAUUAUAUAUUAGAAUAAACAGUAUAUAAUUUUAAUAAAAAUCGAACUUGGAUAUUGCCAAUAUUACCGUAGAAAUAUUUGGAAAUCCAUUUGAAUAUGUGGGAUAAGUAGUACUUUUGUAAAGUAAAAAUUUUGUAACUAUUUGUAUAUUACAAUAAAAACUAUUGAAGAAUC
Molecule: messenger RNA, 3544 nt
Organism: Ahaetulla prasina
Lineage: Eukaryota; Metazoa; Chordata; Lepidosauria; Squamata; Colubridae
Product: plasma membrane ascorbate-dependent reductase CYBRD1
Exons: 4
Coding region: 129-953 (274 amino acids)
Cellular component (GO): lysosomal membrane
Molecular function (GO): oxidoreductase activity
Source: RefSeq, a predicted model, not a curated record